UCUGUGCUGAGAUAAUUUGGAUUAAACACGUGGUUGGUAGUUGCCGUGCCAGCGGUUCAAUGAUAGGAAAUUGGUCGCCCACACUUCAAGUGAAAAAUAACUAUUCGCUUGAUGAAUUGAAUACUUCUAUCCAAGUAAUAGUGUAGCACAAUGACAAUCACCAACGCCGAAAUAAACAAUUACAACCAUUUAUCAACCGCGGACUUCGCCUUUGUUAUGCUAAAGAGACGCACCAGACGGUCUAAAUGAAGCGCUUUCUGGUAUUUCACAACAAUUGUCAUUCCAUCAAUGUAGAUACAGCACACACUAAUGAAGAGAUAAGUAAUCAAUCCCACUCCAAGUAAGAAGUGAAUAAUAAUAAUCAGGACGGAUCGUUUUCACGGUUUAAAAUGGUUUCUCUUAAGAUUGCUGUGCCUUCUUCGGGUGGAGGGGAAGGAGACAUGUGAGCAGUUGAAUGUGAAAUAAGCAAGGAGUCGGACCAAACCGCCUGUUUGGAACGAGGAAACUACUUGGAAUAUUACCGGUCGCUCGAGGAUCUUGUUGACUAAUCGGACCAUUUGUGAUUAUGAACAUGAAUACCUUACCGUCAGAGCCCGAUGUUAGAGAGCAUCGUCCACAUGGAAUCCUAGAGAAAUACUUCGGAUGGGUGAUGUACGUGUCCGUGGAGCCCACCAUGUGGCUCUACAUGAUGGCUUACAUGGUGACGUCUGUCGUUGAGCAAGCUUUUUUUGUCCACAAGGCAUGCCGCGUCAACCACGGAUUCUCGGAAGAGGUCUGCAAGAACAUCAGCGCGAAUGAAACUGUUAAGGAUGUAGUGCAGCGCACGGUAUCGAACUUUCACCAAUGGAACAAUAUAGCCGGCCACGUGGUACCAAUAAUUCUGGCCCUGUUCUUCGGGAAUUGGAGCGAUAGGAGGGGCAGAAAAUUGCCACUGGUCAUUGGCCUGCUGGGGAAAGUCAUCUACUCGGGCAUGGUGGUGGUCAAUGCACUGGUGCCAAAAUGGGAUGUAUUCAUGAUUAUUUACACUGCCAGUAUCCCGAUGGGCAUGCUGGGUGGAGACGUCGCAAUAUUUGGAAGUUGCUUCGCUUACAUUUCUGAUGUGUCGUCUGUCCAACGAAGGACGUUUCGAGUUACACUGUUGGAUAUUGUGUAUCUCAGCACAAUGCCGACAGGAAUCGCCCUGGGAUCGUAUCUCUUCACGAGUGUCUUCAACGGCUCUUACGCCAUAAUGUUCAGUAUUAACACAUCUCUAUUGAUUCUGGCCGUCAUCUACUCUCUAAUCGUCCUGAAAUGGCAGACGAAUCCGCGUCAACAACCGCUCAAUGGCAUGAAUCCCUUCACGGACUUCUUCGAUAAAGAGCAUGUAAUUGCUACUGUUAAGACACUGUCCAAGAGACGUCCAAAGUUCUCGAGACUUCAUCUGUGGAUUCUUUUUAUCGCGAUGACGCUCUACACUUUCCAAAGAGAUGAAAAACCAAUGAGCUAUCUGUACACUCAGCGAUUCUUCAAUUGGGGGGUCAAGGACUUCAGCACCUUUAGGACUUUCCAGUCGAGUCUCUUCGUUGCUGCUAUGCUCGUCGGCGCUCCAAUCUUGAGCAGAGUACUUGGCCUGAGGGAUACGUACAUAGUUAUCAUCGGAGCAUUGUCCCAUGCUGGCGGCAGAAUUCUCUUUGCUUCCGCAUUGACGCCCAAUGUAUUCUACGCAGGCGCCGCCGUCGCCGCAUUGGGACCCGUCAUCGCACCUGUUCUACGAUCGAUGACCUCCAAGGUAGUUCCCGUCAAUGAAAGAGGAAAAGUUUUUGCUGUUCUCUCUGUGUGCGAUAAUGCAGUUCCAUUGUUCAGUGGUGUUUUAUACUCCCAACUGUACAAUGUCGCUUAUUACACAGUUCCCAAUGCAAUUUAUUGGCUCACCUUUGCCACGCAAAUUGCCGUUAUGUUUUUAAUAAUUGUUAUCCAUGUAGCUCCUGGAGCUAACGAUCAGGAAAUUGAAGACUAUGAAACUGGUAAUUGGUCGGUUAUAGAUGGACGCCCCAGCAAGCCCAAUAAUGAAGUGGUGAACUCGUAGGGAGUUAUUUUACAUAUCAAAUGUCGAAUGACAGUAUUUUAGGUGAUGUCUAGGAUAGGUUUAAUGUUUUUUUUUUUUUUUUGAGAUUUACUCAAUUGUUAUUGUUCAGGGAAUCAUUAUAUAUA
Diachasma alloeum is the source of this 2190-nucleotide messenger RNA. Its product is annotated as thymic stromal cotransporter homolog. The coding region runs from base 566 to 2065 and encodes 499 amino acids. Gene Ontology annotation, biological process: transmembrane transport. The record is from RefSeq and is a predicted model, not a curated record. The transcript is spliced from 10 exons. Gene Ontology annotation, molecular function: transmembrane transporter activity. NCBI's taxonomy places the organism in Eukaryota, Metazoa, Arthropoda, Insecta, Hymenoptera, Braconidae. Gene Ontology annotation, cellular component: membrane.